CCAACAACAAGAACAAGACAAACUCCAUGAUUUUGAAAUCUUCUUUAACAAAUGUUUAAUUGAAUAAUAUGGCUGAAAAUGCCUCAGAGAGGGAUCCAUUACUUCAGAAGGAUCAAAAUACAUCAUAUGAUGUGAACUCUAUCGGUUCUCGUAUAGAAUACAGAGUCUACACCAGACGAUGGUACAUGCUGUUUGUUCUGUGUUUAUUAAACUUCUCCAAUGCWAUGAUUUGGAUAUCAUUUGCUCCAGUUGCAGACUAUUCUGCUAGUUAUUACAAUCGAAGUCUGAGUGAUAUUAACUGGUUGUCUAUAGUGUUUCUUCUUGUGUGUUUCUUGUUUGGUCUUGGUGCUUCGUGGGUUCUUGAUACCUUGGGUCUUAGAACUGGGGUUCUCGUUGGUGCUUGGUUAAAUGGUAUWGGUGCAGGUCUUCGUAUAAUUAGUGGUUUUUCAUUUAUACCUCUGUCGUACAAGUUUACUGUGGUCAUGAUUGGUCAGAGCAUUUCAUCUUUUGCACAACCUUUUGUAUUGAGUUCUCCUACCAAACUAGCAGCGCUGUGGUUUGGUGCAAACGAGAGAGCAACAGCCAAUAUGUUGGCUUCUCUUUCCAAUCCAUUAGGAGUACUAGUAGCCAAUGUUGUCGCACCUAACAUUGUAUCAAGUGAAGACAAAAUACCACUUAUGUUAGAGGUCUUUGCUGCUCCAGCCUUCCUUGGAGUUGUCAUGACAACAUUAGGUUUUUGCAGUAGUGUUCCACCCACUCCUCCCUCACAUUCAGCUGCUUCUCAAUCUGAGCCAUUCUUUGUUGGAUUAAAAACUGUAUUACGAAACAAAUCCUAUCUUGUCCUGAUGAUGGCAUUUGGUGUUGGUAUUGGWCUGUUUUCUUGUUUAUCAACCAUUCUUGAGCAGAUCAUUUGUCCAUUUGGCUACAGUGAUAAAAUGGCAGGUAAUGCAGGAGCAGUUCUGAUAGGGUGUGGCCUGCUGGGUGGGGCWCUCUCUGGCUGGUAUGUCGAUAAGUCUAAAGAAUUUGAGUUAACAGCAAAAGUAUCUUAUGGGAUGUCAGCCAUUACUUGCUGUUUCUUUGCCAUGAUUUUUAAACUGCCAGACCAGGCAUCACUAGUUCUGGUAGCAUCAGGUCUUUUUGGUUUCUUUGCCUUUGCAUUAAUGCCAGUUUGUUUGGAGCUUGGGGUGGAAUGUACAUACCCUGUUGCUGAGGCAACCAGUGCAGGACUGCAGUGGAUAAUGGGACAAGCUUCUGGUAUCAUCCUAAUCAUUAUUUGUCAAGUACUAGCUCAAUCUAAGACUGAUCAAGAACUUCCUGAUGCCAAAUGCCGAAAAAGUGAUAAACAAGGUGGUCACAUACAAGACUUAACAUGGGCGAUGUAUUUUCUUACAAUAGUAGCAGUGUUCGUUGCCAUCAUAUUUAUCAUCCUGUUYAAGCCACGCUACCACAGGUUAAUAGCAGAACGGGAACAAAUAUUCCUACCAGAUGAUGCAGCUACUGGUAUCAGGACACUACCAUCAUCUCCAAGUGACUCUGUUUAAAGACAGUUCAAAAAUGGAUAUAACAGUCUAGACCAAUCAGUUGUGCAGGUAAUAAUAAUUAUUAUUAGAGUAUAUUAAUAUUAUAUAAAUUUUAAAGCUAUUCUCACAAGAAGGAUUUUACUGUGAGACACUCGAACCAUGAACACUUCAAGGUUUUUUAAACAUUUUUUAAAUCAUCCAAUCAGAAGCCAGAUUAAUUAUUGAAAAUUUGCAUUUUGUGCCACAGUUUUGCAUACUACCACAUUUUCCGCCAUUCGUUGCGAUUGGAUGGUGCCUAAAAAAAGUUUGAUCCCCUUUCUACAGAGAGCUGUGAUUGGAUAGUUAUGAAAAAAUGUCCAAAAAAUCUUGUGUGUUCGAGUUUCAGCACUGUAAUAUAUUAAGAAGUUUUUAAAACAYGCAGGCAGGCGACCUUAAAAAAACUUUAUAAAAAAGUUUUAAAUUUUAUGAGAUUAAUUGAUGCUUUAUGAUAGCCAAAAAAAUUUAAAUCAUAUUAAAUACAUUUACAGUAUUUUAGAAUUCAGAAUUAAAACUCAAUCAAUGAAUGAUCUUUAUAUAAUGCCAUGUAUUAGGUAAAACCACCGUUUUUCAAUUUAGUCAUAAAUUUUAACAUAUUUAUGUAUGAAAAAUCAUAGAGAAAAUAAAUUCAAAAUCUUUAUUG
Molecule: messenger RNA, 2199 nt
Organism: Actinia tenebrosa (Australian red waratah sea anemone)
Lineage: Eukaryota; Metazoa; Cnidaria; Anthozoa; Actiniaria; Actiniidae
Product: solute carrier family 49 member A3
Biological process (GO): transmembrane transport
Cellular component (GO): membrane
Molecular function (GO): transmembrane transporter activity
Source: RefSeq, a predicted model, not a curated record